AACAAGUCGAAAGCUGUUAAAUCUUAACCAUGACUAACAGUUAUACACAUGAUCUUCAUAAAGUAUCUCUUAACAAUAUCACAUCAAUGUACGUUAAUGUCAGUAAUGUUACCGAUUAUUGUACUAACGACUAUUGUAUCCCAGAUGAAGAGUAUCUUGAUAUGAUUGAAGAAUAUAUAUUUCCAAAUACGUACGAAUGGGUUUUGAUCGCUUUUCACAUUAUAGUGUUUAUUGUAGGAUUAAUUGGUAAUGCCCUCGUCUGUAUAUCAGUAUACAGAAAUCAUAGCAUGAGGACUGUUACCAAUUAUUUCAUUGUCAAUUUGGCCGUUGCGGAUUUUUUGGUGAUACUUAUUUGCUUACCUCCUACUGUUCUUUGGGACGUGACAGAAACGUGGUUUUUUGGUCGAGUUAUGUGUAAACUUGUCUUGUAUUUACAGAGCGUUUCUGUUUCAGUCUCAGUAUUAACUCUUGCGUUCAUCUCUAUUGAUCGUUGGUAUGCUAUUUGCUAUCCGCUACGUUUUAAAAGUACUGCUUCUCGAGCCAAAAUAUCCAUUGCUGUUAUUUGGUUACUUUCAUCAUUAAUUAUCUUGCCUGAAGCUAUAGUAUUGGAUAUUCGUCCCUUUACUAAUCUCCGAGUGGAAACUCUAUAUUUAACUGAUUGUGGUUACACAUGGUCUGAAGGAGAUACCACAAAAUAUCAACUCUUCAUCCUGCUUAUAUUAUAUGUAAUACCCUUUUUCUUGAUGUCUCUUGCAUAUUAUCAAAUAGCUAAAGUUUUGUGGAAUAAAAAUAUUCCUGGCUCAGUACACACUACUAAAAGGAAUGCUAAACUGCAGAGAUUUAAGCAAAAUGUUAUAGAAAAGAAAACAUGUCGUAAUGGAGCUAUUAGAUUUACACAAGUUAAUCAAAAUUGUGCCAUACAAAUUCGUUCAAGACGGAAAGCUGCUAAAAUGUUAAUAGCAGUAGUAGUUAUGUUUGGCGCUUGUUAUCUCCCAGUUCAUCUGUUAAAUACACUUAGAUAUACCACAGGUCUUCCUCAGAAUCAUGCCACGACAGUUGCUUCUCUUGUAUCGCAUUGGCUUUGUUAUGCUAACAGUGCUAUAAAUCCUAUUAUCUACAAUUUCAUGAAUGGUAAAUUUCGUAAAGAAUUCCGAAAUUCAUUUACUUCAAAUUGUUUCCGUCAGAAACGAAGUCGUUCUCGUCUUACUUACUUAUGCCACAAUUCAAAUUCUUUAACAGUAACUCAGUUUGAAACCAUUAACUUAAAUUCUAUCGCACAUAAUUCGUAAAUUUUCUAAAAUUUAUUUUUGGCUUAUAUUAAAGAUGUAUACGAAUUUUAUAUUGUGAUUCUGUAUUUAAU
Centruroides sculpturatus (bark scorpion) is the source of this 1360-nucleotide messenger RNA. RefSeq names its product orexin receptor type 2-like. Bases 30 to 1289 code for a protein of 419 amino acids. Lineage: Eukaryota; Metazoa; Arthropoda; Arachnida; Scorpiones; Buthidae. The record is from RefSeq and is a predicted model, not a curated record. The transcript has 5 exons. Gene Ontology annotation, cellular component: membrane. Gene Ontology annotation, molecular function: orexin receptor activity. Gene Ontology annotation, biological process: feeding behavior; G protein-coupled receptor signaling pathway.